This is a messenger RNA of Cladocopium goreaui, 3759 nucleotides long. The record is from the annotation of a GenBank genome assembly. NCBI's taxonomy places the organism in Eukaryota, Dinophyceae, Suessiales, Symbiodiniaceae.
AUGGCACUGAGGUCUUCCUGCGCCGAGCCUGAGGCCUCCACCUGGAGACAGCACGCGGUCUUGGAGCUGCAGAAGCACCGGAGAGGUGGACACACUGAAUCCGUUCUGAGUGUGGAAUCUGCUCCGAAUCGCUCGCUGGUCUUGGAUGUUGCAGCGGCUACCCGCGGAUCGUCUGCUCGAGAUGCACUGUGGCCAUCAAUGCCCACGGUGGAGAUGCACGGGGAGGAGAUGUCCUUCACAGAGCAGCAAGCUGGAGAGAGGAUGAGUCACUGCAACCGUGUAUGGUGGCAUCUUCAGGGCUGGCUUCUGGCCAUUGCGGUUGGUAUUUGUUCAUCCCUAUCCGGAGCUGGUUUGGAUGUGGGAGUGCAAGGCCUUUCAUCACUACGUUUUGGCGUUUGCAGUUCAAAUUGGAUGAUCCCAUUUCGGCAUUGCCCAGAGGACUCUUGGGUCUACUGGGGUGAAGGCGCGACAGGGUUCGCCUUCAAUGUGGGCUUUGGGACCUUCUGGGCCUGUCUGGCUGCCCUGUUGGUCUACCUCUUUGCUCCGGCUGCAGCUGGAUCCGGCAUCCCAGAGGUCAAGACCAUACUGAAUGGAUUUGUGAUGGCAGAUGUCGUCUCUUUGCGGACUUUGCUGAUCAAGAUUCCAGGGCUAAUGCUCUCCGUAGCAGCAGGCAUGUCACUGGGCAAAGAAGGACCUCUGGUGCAUGUUGCCGUCUGCUGGGCACAGCAGCUCUCACGUUUCUUUCCUCAGUUUUCGAAGGAGUCCAAGCGCCGCGAACUUUUCUCUGCCGCCGCAGCUGCUGGAGUCAGCACCGCCUUUGGAGCCCCGCUUGGGGGUGUCCUUUUCAGCUUGGAGGAGGUCAGCUCCUUUUUCCCUUCGCGCACGCUGAUCAAAGCCUUCACUGCUGCCAUGGCCGCUGCAAUCGUUUUAUCAGUGCUGAACACUACCAACACAAAAGGCCUUACUUUGUUCAGCGUUGAGUACAGCAAAGCUUGCCAUCCAGUGGAGUAUCUGAUCUUCGCCGGGCUCGGUGUGGUCGGGGGUCUGGUGGGAGCCGUCUUCAACGCAGUGAACGUACGCUGGUCGGCCUUUCGCAUGAAGCCGACCUUUCGGAAGCGCGUGCAUCCAGUCUUGGAGGUCACCUGUAUCGCAUUGGUGACGUUGCUGACAUCCUUCCCCGUGGCCAUGACCAGAGUCCUCAGCUCUGAUGCCAUCCACGCCUUGUUUGAAGCCUGCGAUGCUGGGUCAGGUCAUCAGUUGCGCGGGCAUCUGAAGUUAUGUACGGAGAAUGACGAAUAUGCUCCCGCCUCCGUUGCCCUGGUCUUUGAGCUGCUCCUAGCAGCGAUUAUCCGAUUGCUGCAGACCAUUAUCACUUUUGGAGUGCCUUGUCCUGCAGGCCUUUUCGUCCCUUCUCUGUUCACGGGUGCCGCAAUCGGUCGCUGUGUGGGGGUGCUGAUACAGGCUGGCAACCAUGAACAGGCCCUUUUUCCUCGGACUGUGGAGCCUGGUGUGUAUGCCAUGGUUGGCGCAGCAGCAGUACUUGGCGGUGUUUGCCGAGUGACGAUCUCCUUGGUCGCCAUCAUGCUGGAGCUGACCGGUGGCAUGACGUACAUCGUGCCCUUCAUGAUCGCAGUUCUCAUUGCCAAGCUUGUUGGAGAUACACUAAAUGAAGGUAUUUACGACCUAUACAUUGUUCUCAAAGGAUAUCCGUUUCUUCAAGAAGAUUUGGACGUGACCUUCACUGAGAGAUGCUGCGAUAUCAUGGAAUCAGGCUUGACCACCUUGGACAUUUCUUUGCAGCCAACUUUCUCUGAUUUGUCUUGGCUGGUGCAGAACUUUCACUUUCCCGGAUAUCCAGUGGUCAUGGGAGAUAGUUUUAUUGGCUACAUGAAGCGGGAGCAUCUUCGAGAGCUUAUAGGGCACCUGGGACGUUCGGGGCGAACUGACGAUGAAAUGGUACAGCAAGACGAACUUCUAGAGGUCACAGAUCGCAACGUGAUGCGAAUGUCUCCGGGUGCAUCUCUAACUCAGGCCCACAAAGUCUUCAAGCAGUUGGGAUGCAAACGCAUCUUCCUGGUUGGUUCGAUGCGUGGCAACUCACAGGAUGUGUUGCAGGGCAUGCUCUCCAAAAAGAACUUUCUGCACUUUCUCAAGACCGGAAAGAUUGGACAUAUGCGAGACUAUCCGAACAGUCAGCCCUAUUAUGGUGGCGAACGUUCACCACGUCGGAACGCUUCAAGCACUAUUGCACGUGCAGCAGGAUUGGAACGUUUCAGGAACACGUCCUUUGUAGCAUCUCUGCUCUCCGUCUCGCGGGAGCGGUCGAGUCCGAUGCAGCUACGGACCAUGUUGCGAUCGCCUGAAAUGUCUGCCAGCUCGGGGGAAGAGGACGGUCCGCCCUUCCAGGCCCCGAGCCCAAAGCUCACCAGUGUUCAAAACGCAGGGGCCUGUGUGGCUUUCCCGAAGAGUGCUAAAAAGAGCAACAGCACCCAACGUGCAAAGCGCAAUUCAUGGGAUUGCAGCAAAAAGGCCUUGUCACCACGACGGACGACCUUGCAGCUGGCCGAUAGCAAACAAAAAUGGCCCCUGUCUCUAGCGGCUCGUCCGGCGAUGUGGGAAGGGUUGGACACGCAAGGAUUGUCUGCAACUUCUGGUGCCUCUCGCGGAGCAACCACAUCUCGCCGAGUGCAGGGGCAUUUAGACCUUCGAAGGUUGCCGGGCCAACCUCUUGGCCCUUUUGAACGGGACAAAUUAUUGGAUAGCUUCAAUCAAUUCCGGCAGAAUGGAGGGCAUUUGCCAUCGAUGGCGACUUCGACGUCUCAUUUUAGUCGAGGUGUGGACCUGCUUGACGUUCAGUCACAUGACAUGGAGGCCCUGCAGCAGCGCUGUGCCGAGCUUGAAGCUUUGGUCACAGAGCUGAAGCGAACAAAAAGAAGGAGCAAACCAAAUAGUACUUCGACAGUGAGCUUGCCGGGCACUCCUGGUGGCACACGUACGCCUACUGACUGGCAGAGAUGGCCUUCCCGUCGCAUGGCCAUGGCAACGGAGCUGACCCUGAAGCCCCUGCAACGGAGGUGUUCCCAGCGCUGUCGAUGGCUUGGAAUCGUUCCGGUGACGAUCACGCUGGCCAUCUUGACGCUGCCCACGGUGCUGCCUCACAUGACUCUGGAAAUGGGGCAGCACCAGCAGGCAGUGAAAUGGUACUUUCAAUCUGGUUGGUUGUGGAAGGAAGACACAGCGGAGCUUUCUAGACGAGGUUGCAAGAUCUUGAAUUUCAAAGACUCUCGGUGCUCCUGCGCAGAUGACAUCCUUGCAAACAUCAUGGCAGGGAAGCAAGAGGCAAUCUACGCAGAUUCUGAUUGGACAUUGAUCAAGGAUCCGAAGAUGCAAUCAGAGGGCAUUCAGGGCAUGCACUACACUGCAUGGUCAACCCACCGAGAGCUGCGUACGGCGGGCGAUUUGCGACAGAGGCACCUGCCCCUUUUGACCAAGCUACUUCUGGAGGGAACCAAGGCGGUGGUGGGCGUGCAUCCAGAUCUGAGGGAUGAUGUGGCCAUUUUUCUGCACUUCCCUCCCAACAUCUUCAGAUUGCACGUGCAUUUUGUGGCAUCCAACAGGACCAUGUGGGCACCAGCAGAAGAAGUAUUUUCAGUCCAAAAGAUUGUUGAGUCUUUACAGCUGACGAAAGCAAAUCCGAUCCACUCCAGUUUGAAGUUCAUUGGGCCCCACUGGUUGAAGUGCCACUCCUGGGUGAUCUGA